Molecule: messenger RNA, 782 nt
Organism: Paecilomyces variotii
Lineage: Eukaryota; Fungi; Ascomycota; Eurotiomycetes; Eurotiales; Thermoascaceae
Product: cytochrome c oxidase biogenesis protein Cmc1 like-domain-containing protein
Exons: 2
Coding region: 348-782 (144 amino acids)
Source: RefSeq, a predicted model, not a curated record
GGACUUUGGCAGCUAAAAAAAUGGAUGGGGUUUGCGGAUCGGGAAGCGGAGCAAAACCGUCGGCCGAAGUUGAUUUGCGUUUGCGCGGCUGUUCAAUUCAACAGAACAACCUCGUUGACUUUUGACUCGUGGGGGAGGUUCGUGAUCUUGAAGGGUCUUGAGCAAAUUACUGUUUAUGGUUUUCUAAAGUCUUCGUUUCUUGCGGAGCUAUCGAUUGUUGCUUGGUUGGAGAGAAGAAGUCAACUCCGCCAGGUCCCGUUUUCCUCAGCUUGAGACGAAUCGACAGCAGAAACAAAUCCCCCGGGGAGCUUCGCGUGUCUAUUAUUCUGUUCUAUUUACCUCUCACAAUGGCUACCGCUUCAGCAUCGCAGGGCACGACCCCUAAUGCCCCAGGACCGCAACUCAAUCUCCGCAACCCCGUCCCCCUCUCCGCGGCGCAGGAACAACAAGUCAAAGAGCUGUACCAUAAGCGAGUGAGGGGAUACUGCGCGAAGGAAAUCAAGGAAUUCGCCCAGUGCGCCGUCAACCGCACCGUGACUGCAACAUGGGUCUGUCGCCAACAACGCCUCGCCAUGAACGCCUGCAUGCUCGAGCACGCGAAGCCUGAAGAGGAAGAUCGCGCGAGAGAAGAGUGGUUCUUGAAAAGGGAGGAACGACGUCGUGAGAAAGAGCAGGAGCUGGCUGCGGUCGAGAAGAGACGUCUAGAGGUCAUUCAGAUGAUGAGGGAGGAUCAGGAAAGGAGGAGGAAGUUGAGAGAGCAGGAAUUGCAGCAGAAGAGAUGA